This is a messenger RNA of Bombyx mori (domestic silkworm), 3655 nucleotides long. RefSeq lists its product as uncharacterized. The record is from RefSeq and is a predicted model, not a curated record. Bases 1140 to 2741 code for a protein of 533 amino acids. The transcript is spliced from 2 exons. NCBI's taxonomy places the organism in Eukaryota, Metazoa, Arthropoda, Insecta, Lepidoptera, Bombycidae.
UUGUUUACUGUCAAUUGGGAAACUUUUAUUAUUGUUUAGUCUGUGGUCGAAUUGAAAAUAGAUAAGUAGAUAUGGUAGAUAGUCUUUAAUAUUAUUGAUCUAUAGUGCAGUUUUGGCGAAUACUGUGAUUAUAUUAUCGAAAUAUAAUAGUGUUUGGCAAUAGAACCAUAAUAGUGUUUAAACUUAUAAUUUCAAUUAAUUAUAGUCGAAUCUCGACUACUGCGGGGCCACUAGUUAUAUUCAAAGCACGUACGAUAACAUGGCGUCUAUCAUUCCCAUUCGUCCAAUAUCAGUCAAUGCUCAGGCGUCGUUCUGACGUCACUUUAGUUCGGAACUGCAACGCCAGACAGUGUUAUGUUAUUCAGGAUUUAGAUUUUGGCUCGUACACACUGUUGUUUGAGGAGAAUAAAAAAUCGAAGCUAAUUUAUUUUAAUUGUGGCAUUGUGGUGUUGUACCAUAAUAUAUAGUAUAACAGUAAAAGUACUUAUACUAAUUCUGCUGUUUUUAUCGGAAUUUCAAAUAAUCUCAACCCAACCGGGAUGUCUUUGAAGAAUAGGUUAAUUGCAAGUCUACAAAAACUAAAGGAAUACGAUUACACUGACGUAGACAAGGCAAGAGCUAGUGACGCGAAGGCCGAGAAUGCCCUCAACUUAAUAUACCAGACCGCUUUAAAGAAAACAACUUUUACAACAGAAGAGAAGAAAAUUGUAGGUUCUCUUUUAUUUGAUGCCAUCACACCGAUACAAAGCAACAUAGAAGGAACGGCCUGCGAAUACAGAACUAGAUUAGAUACCUCUGUGCUUAUGAAAAGAUCUGCAAUACAAUUCUUGAUUGACGAAUACGGGAAGUUUCCAGUUGAGAAUUCUAUCUUGGCUACAAAGUUAGAGGAAGCCGGCAUAGCAGAGAGCGUUGAAAUACUCAAUGAAAUUAUAAAUAGGUACUGUGAUAUGAGCGAUUCUGACGAAGGCUCCAGUGACAGAGAAUCGGCGGGAUCCCAAGAAGUACCAAGGUCGCACAUUUGGUGGACUGCGUGAUAAAUCAGCUUGCAACUAUACAGGCAGAGUUGACGUAUCCAUUAUCUUGCUAACGACAUUAUUCAUAAAGAGUUGACAUAGGUAACUAAAUUGAUAUAAUACAAAAUGAAUUUCAUAUCGAACGUACUGGAUUCGAUUCCGGUUGUAGGCCACGUAAAAGGAAUUGUUCAUUAUGCCGUUGGAGAUACAGAAGGAGGCAACAAUUCUAUGUAUCAAUCUACAAGGACAUCGGCGGUCCUAGCAGGAGGAGCAGUUGGAUGCCUCGCAGGACCGGCAGGAGCUGCAUUGGGAGGCGUAUACGGAGGCAUGAUUACAGACGGCUUGGUUUCUGCGGCUAAGAACGAGCCUGUAGGUAUUUUUGAGUCAAGUGCAAAUAUAGGUAGAGACAUUGCUUCAGGCAAAAAUCCAAUGGCUUCUGUGGGUUCCGUAAGUUUCAAAAUCGCCAUGGACGGUAUAGGUGGCUUUGGCAUGGGAGGAGUUUCUAGCGUUGCCAGUAAAGUCCCGGCGAAGGCCGUCGCAAAAACCAUAGAAGGCACUGUAAAAAAAGCUGCUGCAACUAUUGGGGAGGAGAUGAUUGAGAAGUCAGUGCAAUUAACUGCAGAAGAAAUGACAAAAAUUGUGGCAAAGAAAGUGUCAGAAAAAGCCGUGAAAAAAGCUGUCGAAACUGCAGCAAUACAAACACAAAUGCUUCUGGUGUCUGCUCACGUCGGAGUAAAUGCUAGUGAAAAAACCAAAGCUGAAAUGCGUGCUGAAGAAGAACGUAAACAACAGAAACAAAAAGAAGAAGAAAAAAAGGCGCGUGAAAAUCGCGAUAAAAAAAAUACUGGAUCGUGGCAACCGCCACGCGAGAACAGAAACAAUAAAGAGUCCAAUGUUGAUAAUGAAGAGUCCGACGAGGAGGUAUUUGAAAAGUUCAUGAAAUUACUUAAACAGCUCUUGAAGCUUCUCUACGGCAAUAACAGAGAACCGUUCACAAGAAUUUUCGAGAAUUUAUCACCAGGCCAAAUAGCGUAUUUGGUGAAAAUAAUCAGAAACCUUAACUCAACUGGAAUUUUACAGAUAGUGUUAGAUUUUACAUUAAAACUGUUUAAAUUGUACUUUUCUAAAGAUAUCUCAUUCACAAAUAUCCUGAGUAUGUUAGAAUUCGUCGCAACUUACAUUGAAGACCAGUUGUAUUUUAUGACCAAAACCAAAGGUAAGCCGACUCGUCAAUCAGAUGCCGACCGAAAUGAGCGUCGAAGGAACGCCAUCAAAGAACUUCAAAACAAAACGGAUAUAAUUCAGAAAAUUGCUGAUCUAUUCAGACAUUUACAAGCGGAAAUCAUAGCUGAAACGAGCGCGCCUAAUAUAAUUUCCCCCUAUUUUCGUGAUAUAUUCUCAGCUGUGUAUCAUUAUUACAAACACAGACGCGUGCCCGUGCCAGGCCAUGAGAAGCUGACAGUCAAACAAUAUUUCGACUUGAUAAGGAUGGUAAUUAUAAAAAUGAAAGAAUCACCGGAAUACAAAAAAAUGCAGAGGGCCAGAAAUGGAGCGACCCUCACUUGUGAAAUGUACGUUGUCUUGUUCGGUAGGAUGUUCAGAAUCAUUAUUACUGUUCGAGAUGGUAAAAUUGUAUUGAGUACCGCCUAUGUAGUCAAGCGUAUGAACUUUAAUGCCAAAGAAGGCAUUCUUUACAUAAAAUUCGAUGAUGGAGAUGUACAGCAGUAAUAACCUCAAACUUCAUUUUAAAAUAAAAUAAAAUAAAAAACGAAAAAAAUAUUGCUGAAGCAGUUUUAUAAAAAAAAAAAAACAUCAUAUUAUUAUACUUAAUGUUGCUUGAUUCAUUUAAAGUUGUCAAAAGCAUUUAUUUUUAAGUUGCGUUUAUUUACCUUGGUAUAUUUGAGUCGUCUAUUAUCAAAGGUGGCAAUCUGUGCAUUUGGACAAAAAAUUUUUAUUGAUAUGUCAAUACAGAUUGAUUUGAAUAUAAUCGUCUCCUUCAAAGAAUACGGUUCAAAACCUGCAUUAAAUAAAGGUUAAUAGUUAACCUGUUAUUUAUCUAAGAUGUCGUUCCGAAGAGUUUUGUGACUGCCAAUGGAAUACAAAGUCAAUAAUUCGUUUUUCUGAUUUACCAAUCAUUGUCCAAAAGUCAGAUUGCCGGCUUUGAUAAUAGUCGACUCAUUUAUACGCAGGUAUAGUAUAGUAGGUUUAUAGGUACAUGUAGCUGGGUAUAUAGAUAAUAAUAUGUUUAAGUAAGUUUGUAUGUAACGAAAUCUAUCACGUUAUUUUUGCCGACUUGAAAACGUCCGAUUAACCUGAAAAGACCGACUCGAUCGAAUUCUUCGAUUACGACGAAGAGCGAAUUAUUCCAUGGACACAGCCCACUGAGUUUCUCGCCGGGUCUUCUCAGUGGGUCGCGAUUCCGAUCCGGUGGUAGAUUCUGCAAAACACUGCUCUUGCUAGGGCUAGUGUUAGAAAUUUCCCUGAGCUUGAGCCCAGACUACCAGCGAAUAGGUAGAGAAUAAAAACAACAGGAAUACAAAAAAUAUUAAAUUCAUUGUUAGUUCGGUUUGCUAUUUAAACGUGUUUCUUUUUACUUUAUUAAAAUUGCUAAAUAAAGCCAUGUCCACUUAUUAAUCUCCAGA